Molecule: messenger RNA, 834 nt
Organism: Lasiodiplodia theobromae
Lineage: Eukaryota; Fungi; Ascomycota; Dothideomycetes; Botryosphaeriales; Botryosphaeriaceae
Exons: 1
Coding region: 1-834 (277 amino acids)
Cellular component (GO): nucleus; cytoplasm
Molecular function (GO): protein binding
Source: RefSeq, a predicted model, not a curated record
AUGUCAUCCCCACCCCCACCCCCAACCCAAGAACAAGUCCUCCACGCCUGCGCCACCGCACCCCUCCCAGACAUCCUCUCCGCCCUCGCCGCCUGCCCGGACCCCCCACACGUCACCAAAAUCGCCGAAGUCGCCGUCGAGCACGACCGCAUCGACCUGCUCCGGCACUUACUCGCGACAGGCACGCCGACGGACUACAUCCCGCGCAAGGCCAUCGUGCGCAAGCGCUCGACGGCCAUGCUGCAGGCCCUGCUCGACGCCGGCUGGGACAUCAACGACUUCCUCGGCGGCUACAUGGGCUGCGCGCUGACGCUGGCGAUUCUCUGCCGCGCCCCGGACGACUUUGUAAAGUGGCUGCUCGACCGCGGCGCUGACCCGAAUGGCCCGCCUGGCGGCAUUGACCAUUGCGGCUAUGCGCUGCGUCUGGCGGUGCAGAUGCUGAGGGAGGGGGAUGGAGAGGAGGGGCCGUCGGGCGUUGCGCGUAUGUUGCUUGAGCGAGGUGCGAAUGUGGAUGAGUCGAGGGCGCUGCAUAUGGCGGCUGAGAACCGGGGGAUUGCGUGGGUGAUGUGGUUGGUGGAGGAGGGCGGCGCGGAUGUUAAUGCUGAGGGGUUUGAUCCGGAUUGGGCGGGUUCAACGGAGAGAGAGAAGGGGAUUGGGUUGCCGUUGCAUUAUGCGGCUAGGAGUGGGAAUGUGGAGAUCGUGAAGUAUCUGUUGGAGAGGGGUGCGGAUGUGACGCGCAAGGAUACUAAUGGUCGUACUCCAAAAGAGGUCGCAGAGCGUCUACAGCAUGACGAGGCGGCGAGGAUCCUGACUGUGGAGGGAGUUAACGCAUGA